UCCGUUGUGUUUUUUGCGUUAUUGUUUUUACGUAUUCCGACUUUCGAUUCUCACAUUCGCAGCUAUUGUUGUCGUCAUCCUCUUUACAAAAGGUUUUCUUUCUUUUAUUGGGAGAUUGGCUCUGUAUGAGCUCUGCGUUGGAUUCAGAUUCAUAUAAAGUGCCCUUUGGUUGAGCGCAUGUGCCCCUCCCCCCUCGCCUUCCCUUUCACGCCUCUACACCGCUAGAUAUAUUUUCCCUCGCUUAUUUUUCUGCUCCAAAAGGAAACGCAACCAUAAAGUUUGAUUUUUUCUUUUCUUUUCUUCUUUACAUUUUCGAGAAUCCAUUGCGAGUGGUUCUGUGGAACCCAUGAUUCUGUAGUGGGUUCAUCUCCGUCGCACGGGAGAGGGAAUGGGGAGCUCUGUUCUUCUUACCCAGAGCUGUGUUUGUUGAUUGUAAUGGUGGAGGGUGGGUUUGUGGGAAGAACAAUUUGGGCAUUUGUUAAAUGUUUGUAUUCGGAUUGUUGUUUCAACAGGCUAUUGUUUUGGGAUUCAGGGAAUGCCCAGACCAAGCAGAAUGAAUAACAGUAACAGUCUCCAAAGUUUCAUGCUCCUUGAUGAUCAGAAUGAUUCCUAUUAAUUUUCACAGGCUUCUUGGAGUCAAUAUGAUUUCUGUGAAUAAAAAAUGCAAUCAUUGAUCUGGAUUUUUGAGGGGAAGAAGAAAAAACUAUGUAUGUUGAUUAGAGUUAGCUGAAAGGGAGGGAUUUUCUUCGAUCAAGUCCGAUGGAGGGACCGGUUUUGCCACCAAGCGUUCCCCGGAAGAAGAUGACAAAACAGUUAACUGGCAAACGUGAUGAUAAUCCACUGCAUUCUGCGGCGAGAGCCGGAAAUCUUGGUGUGGUGACAGAAAUCCUCUCAGGAGCUGGGGAUGCAGAAUUGACGGAGUUAAUGUCAAAGCAAAAUCAAUCUGGUGAAACUGCCCUUUAUGUUGCAGCUGAAUAUGGAUAUGUUGAUGUGGUAAAGGAGAUGGUUAAGUACUAUGAUCUUGUCACAGCAAGCAUCAAAGCAAGAAAUGGAUUUGAUGCAUUCCACAUCGCUGCCAAACAAGGGGAUUUGGAGGUAUUGAUAGUCCUUAUGGAGGCUCAUCCGGAUCUUUCAAUGACUGCUGAUGCUUCGAACACAACGGCUUUGCACACGGCUGCGACGCAAGGACAUAUUGAGAUCGUGAAUCUUUUGUUGGAUGCCGGAAGCAGCCUGGCUGCUAUUGCAAGAAGUAAUGGGAAAACAGCCUUGCAUUCUGCAGCAAGAAAUGGCCAUUUGGAGGUUGUGAGAACACUUCUAGGCAAGGAGCCUGGGAUUGCAACACGAACUGACAAGAAGGGGCAGACGGCACUUCACAUGGCUGUGAAGGGACAAAAUCUUGAGGUAGUAGAAGAGCUAAUUAAAGCAGCUCCUUUGUCAGUAAACAUGGUUGAUACCAAGGAAAAUACGGCAUUGCAUAUAGCAACACGAAAAGGCAGAGCUCAGAUUGUUUUGAUGCUACUUGGACACAGUGAAACUGACACAAAAGCUGUCAACAGAGCGGGCGAAACUGCACUUGACACUGCUGAGAAAACUGGGAACACCCAAGUCGCAGCCAUCCUCCUGGAACAUGGGGUUCAGAGUGCAAAGGCCCUCAAACCACAAGCAACAAGCACAGCCCGAGAGCUGAAACAAACUGUGAGUGACAUCAAACAUGAAGUCCACUACCAGCUGGAACACACCCGCCAAACUAGAAGACGUGUACAGGGCAUUGCAAAACGCCUCCACAAAAUGCACGCAGAAGGCCUUAAUAAUGCAAUCAAUUCCACCACAGUUGUUGCUGUUCUCAUUGCCACUGUUGCCUUUGCAGCCAUUUUCACUGUCCCAGGGCAAUACGUUGACGACCCAACCGACAUUCCUCCCGGGCUCUCUCUCGGAGAAGCUAAUAUUGCUCCAAAAGCCCCAUUUCUGAUUUUCUUCAUCUUUGAUUCCAUUGCCCUCUUCAUUUCUCUGGCUGUUGUGGUGGUGCAAACCUCUGUUGUGGUAAUAGAGAGCAAGGCAAAGAAGCAAAUGAUGGCAAUCAUUAACAAGCUAAUGUGGCUAGCGUGUGUGCUUGUUUCGGUGGCCUUCCUGGCACUAUCUUUCAUUGUGGUGGGUGAACGUGAGAAAUGGCUGGCAAUUGGAGUGACAAUUAUUGGAACAACAAUAAUGGCUACUACUUUGGGUACAAUGUGCUAUUGGGUAAUUAGGCAUCGGAUUGAGGCCUCAAACAUGAGGAGCAUUCGGCGAUCGUCAUUGGGCAGCAGGUCGCGGUCCUGGUCAAUGUCAGUAAUGUCUGAUUCCGAGAUUCUAAACAAAAUGUAUGCUAUUUAAAAACCCUCUACCCCAGAUUACUUUUGUCUGCAUUUGUCAUACCAGAUCUCUAAUGCCCUUUAAAUUGCCUCCCAUAUGUAUAUCACUUUCUCCGUUUUCAUUUUCUAUUAAAGAUUUGGUCAGCACCAAACAGUUUAGUUCAUGUUUAUGAUCACACGUAGAGGGAAACAGUGUAGUUCAUGUUUAUGAUCAUACAUAGAGGGAAACCAUUUCAUGUA
This is a messenger RNA of Malania oleifera, 2588 nucleotides long. RefSeq names its product ankyrin repeat-containing protein At5g02620-like. Lineage: Eukaryota; Viridiplantae; Streptophyta; Magnoliopsida; Santalales; Ximeniaceae. Gene Ontology annotation, molecular function: protein phosphatase regulator activity; protein phosphatase 1 binding. The transcript has 4 exons. The record is from RefSeq and is a predicted model, not a curated record. Bases 760 to 2370 code for a protein of 536 amino acids. Gene Ontology annotation, cellular component: plasma membrane.